Molecule: messenger RNA, 3660 nt
Organism: Cervus elaphus (red deer)
Lineage: Eukaryota; Metazoa; Chordata; Mammalia; Artiodactyla; Cervidae
Product: apolipoprotein L3-like
Exons: 8
Coding region: 899-2161 (420 amino acids)
Biological process (GO): lipoprotein metabolic process; lipid transport
Cellular component (GO): extracellular region; membrane
Molecular function (GO): lipid binding
Source: RefSeq, a predicted model, not a curated record
CUGCCCACCUCCCAGUCCUCAGGAUGAAUGUUUGAGAAAGGAUGAUGUCACUAGUUGACAGAAGGGAACUGAAAGCUCAGAGAGGUGAGGCCAUGGCCGAGGCAGCAGGUGAAGCAGAGGCAGAGCCUGGAUGUGGAGGCAGGUGUGUCUGAGGGCUUCCUCCCAGCCGAGGGCCCCUGAACAGAGCAGAGGGAAGGCGGUACCCAUCCCGGUGGGCUCAGCUCAGCACGUGGACCCCUGAGACGUGAGCGGAUCAUUGUGAGAACUAAAAGGAAGUGAAUUCAUCCCAAGCAAUUGGGAAGGUGCCUGGUGCAAAGUGGGAAGUCAUCAACCACAAUCGCUAAUAAGUAGUCUGCUGUGCACCCCGCUGGGAUCCUUGGAUUCCUUUCCCACUGGGUUGAUGUUCCUGAUUCCUGGAUCCCACGUCUAUCUCCCUCAUGGGGAGUAGACCAUAGUCAUCCAAAAUGUGUGAUUUGCAUCAGAAAGACUCGGGUUCCAGUCCAGACUCUGGCACCAGCGCGAAAACUUGGACUGAGCUAACUUUAAGAGAGCAGGAUUCUGACUUGGCUUGGAAGGAGCUGUAGGAGGGUUGAGGUCAUACCUCCCUCCAGCCUGACACAGACAAGGAGCUGAAGGGAGGUCUCUGAGAGCCCCUGACACCACCAUGAGCUCAGAAAACUUCGGAAACUGCUCAGGUAGUCAGCUGCCUCUUCUCUGGAAGGUUCCUACUUGUGAUCCAGAAUUGAGGGUGGUGUUUCCAGGCUGAGUUAAACUACAGAGGAAUCAAGAACCAUGAAGAGGAUGGAUAAGCAUUCUUGAGCUUCAAAGAGAGACCAGGAGAUUCCCCUCAUCUUGGAGUCUGCCCACAGACUCCUUCCCAGCCCUCUGCUCAGGAUCCAUGACCAAAGUGCUGACUUCCUGCCUCUCCCACCACCCAGCAAGUGACUCAGAACAGAGGCAGGGAGAGCACACGCGGAGCAUGGAAAGCAGAUGGGAGUCCCCAAGGCCAGGCAGGCCUGGGAGAGGAGGUCCUCCAGCAUCACUGGAGCUUCUCCUGCUCUCUCCCUUGACCCUCGCUCGCCUCCUGCUGCUCCCAGACCCUGGGCCAUCACCACAGAAGCUGUUUCCUCCGGGUCUUGCCCAGCCACCUGCCCAGCCACUCUGCAAGGAUAUUGAGAUCUUUUUUGAGGAGGUUGUUGAAUGUCUCUGGGACAUACUGAGCAGAAAGGAACUGCUCCUCCUGCUGAAUGAAUUCCUGGAGAGAAUUAAGACUGAGGCCGGUUUGUCCAGGGAAGAGGCAGAGGAACUACACAAAUACCUGGACGAAUUAAAAAGAGCUUUGGUUGAGGAGGACCAAGAAAGAGUCCCCAAAGAGCAGCUGGACAGGAGGAGGUUUCUGAUUAAGUUUCCUCGGGUGAAACGGCAGCUGGAGGAGUUCAUAGGCAAGUUCCACGAGCGCGCAGACAAGGUUGACAAGGUGCAUAAGGGAUGUACCAUCUCCAACGUGGUGGGCUACAGCACCGGUGCUGUGUCUAGUAUUCUGACCAUUGUUGGCCUGGCUCUCGCACCCGUGACAGCGGGGGCCAGUGUGGUGCUCUUGGCCACUGGGAUAGGGUUUGGAGCAGCAGCGGCUGUGACCCAAGUGUCCACCACUAUCAUCGAACAUGUGAAGAAGUCAUCAGCAGAAACCGAAGCCAGUCACAUGAUGUCAAGUGUCGUCAAGAAAUGGAAGGUUCUCCUAGAGGUACUCAAGAGCAACCUCCACAUUGUUGACAGAACAGAGAAAGUCACAGAAGCUGUGCAAUGCGUUGAAAUGAACAUCCAUGCCAUGGAGACAGGCAAAGCCAACCCUGGCUCUGCAACCAAUGCAAACAUCUACAUGAGCCCUGGGAGGAUCUCAGGCCCAGCCAUUCAGCAGAUAGAGGCAGGUUUCAAAGCCACAGCUUUAACAAUUACCAAAGGAGUCCGGAUCGCGGGUUUGGCCACUGCAGGGGUCUUCCUUCUGGUGGAUUUUGGCUUCCUGGUGAAGGAGUCAAAGCACUUGCACGAUGGUGCCAAGACAGUAGCAGCUGAAAGCCUGAGGCAGCGGGCAUGGGAGUUGGAGAGGAAGUUGGAGGAGCUCACCCAGAUCUAUGAGAAUCUGCAGGAGGACCUGAUUUAGCCACCCUCAGAGCAGUGCAGGGUCCAGGGACACGUGAGGAGCUAGACUGCAGAGGUACCUUGUUAGAGGGAAAGAGAGGGAGACCACAUUAAUGAAGCUGGGUGUUAGGAAUUUGGCAUUUCUGUGGCUGAGCAAAGCAGUGCAUGGAUGGAUGUAGGUGAUGGAUGAGGAGAGAGAAGGAAGGGGCCUGGAGCCUGCAUUAAGGGAGGAGGGGGCACGAGAGAAUGAGAGGCGGGGAGAAACCACUUUUUUUUCAUACUAAGAACAUUUUAUUUUGUGUUGGAGUAUAGCCGAUUAACAGUGUUGUGAUAGUUUCAGGUGAAAUGCAAAGCGACUCAGGCAUACACACACAUGCAUCCAUUUUCCCCCAAACUCCACUCCCGCCAGAAACCACUUCCUUUGGACUAAAGAUGACCCUGGAGGCAGAAUAAAGGGAGAGGCAGGUGAACUAGCAAUGAGAGGCCAGGUAUAGGAACAGGUUGACAAUGGGAGAAAGUCAGAGAGUUAGGAUUGUUGGGAUCCAGAAGGAGCAGGGGCUCCUCUAUCGCCCUCCAGAGGCUGUGAUGUCCCAGCAAGAAGAGUCUUCCCCUGCUGGUGGUCUCUAGACCUCUCCUCCAACAUCAACUCACCUGUGGCCCUAGCUGAUGUAUCUUACUAAGGCAGUGACUUCUUUUGUUUGUUUGCUUUAAUGAAAGAUAAUUGAUUUACAAUAUUCUGUUAAUUUCAGGUAUACAGCAAAGUGAUUCAAUCAUACAGGUAUCUAUGUAUUUAUCUGGGCUUCCCAGGUGGUAAAGAAUGUGUCUGCUAAGAAGUCUACUCAUACCUUGAUCAUUGAAAAGGAAGUGGACCCCUCUCCUUUAUCUCUUCCCUUGUCUGUAAGCUCCAGGCCCUGGCCAUGCAAUUGUUUUCAUCCUCUCCUAGUCCAGUUAGUGAACCACGUCUCCACAUAACCAUGGCCUCCGCUCUGCUGGCUUUUUUUGUUCCUUGCCUUGGGAGUAUGUGCAAGGCCAGUGCAUGGAUGUGAAAACCUGUCACUUGCCAGGUCACAAAUAGGAGUCAUCACUACCCUUACUGUCCAAAACCCUGAGCUGUAUUCUGGCCUCACUCUAAUAUCUUCCCGUCCUAGAGCUGAUGGCCAAGCAGCAACCUGCAGGUGUGGGUGCCACAGGUACCUCUGGGAGGAGCACAGGGGGAUGGUCAAGCCAGCUUGGACCACCAUCUAGAAGGAAGAAGCCUAAGGAUGAGAGGGAGGUUGUAGUUUAAGUUCUUGCCUUCCAGGCACAUGAGGACCAAUGUGGGAGAGAGCAAAGCACUUCUCAGAUGAGGGUUGUUAACAAAAUUGGCACAAAUGAUCAUAUUCAAGUUGAAUAAAGCUUUUAAUAAAACAGUCUUGUUCUUUAUCAAAAAAAAAAAAAGAAUGUGUCUGCGAAGCAAGAGACACAGGUUUGAUUCCUGGCUAGGGAAGAUUCCCUGGAGGAGGAAAUAACACCCCACUCCAA